UAUAAAGAGUAGCAGAGCGAAUUAAUUACACAGUCUGACUGUCGCCGUGUAGCAAUGGAACAAACCGAAGUGACAAAACCAGAAACUCUGGACGAUCUGAUCAAAAUUUUGCAUCAGAUCUUUUCAAGUGACAGCGUGAACGUCGAAGAAGUGCAGACUAUAAUGGAAGCCUAUGAAAGUAAUCCGCAGGAAUGGAUGAAGUUUGCCAGAUUUGACCAGUACAGGUACACCAGGAACCUGGUGGACGAUGGCAAUGGGAAGUUCAACCUCAUGAUCCUCUGUUGGGGUGAAGGCCAUGGCAGCAGUAUCCAUGACCACACCAACUCUCACUGCUUCAUGAAGAUACUACAGGGCCAGCUGAAGGAGACCCUCUUCAUGUGGCCGGACAGCAAGUCCCAUGGCAGCAUGAAGCAGAAGUCUCAGAGGGUCCUGCAGGACAACAAGUGUGCAUACAUCAGCGAUUCGAUUGGUCUGCACCGGGUGGAGAACGUGAGUCACACAGAGCGUGCUUGCAGCCUUCACCUCUACAGCCCCCCUUUCCAGCACUGUCAGACCUUCGACCAGCGGACAGGACACAAGAACCCGGUGAAGUUGACCUUCUGGAGCAAAUAUGGAGAAAAAACUCUGCAUGAAACAACAGCCUCACAAGAAAACAACUGAAAGUCAGCGGUGACACAUAACACAGCUUUGGGAAAUCAGGCAUAAUGAAAGUGAUUUU
Molecule: messenger RNA, 718 nt
Organism: Paramormyrops kingsleyae
Lineage: Eukaryota; Metazoa; Chordata; Actinopteri; Osteoglossiformes; Mormyridae
Gene: cdo1
Product: cysteine dioxygenase, type I
Biological process (GO): L-cysteine catabolic process
Molecular function (GO): ferrous iron binding; cysteine dioxygenase activity
Source: RefSeq, a predicted model, not a curated record